GAUUACUGCUUUGCACACUCUUGGCAUUCGAGACCUCUGGCAACUCCUUCAAGACAGUAGGAAAACCAUUUCAGGUGACUACCUCUUGAAGCUCAUCGAGAGAAUGCCAAGAGUUUAACGUAACAUUAUAUAUUGUUUACUAUUUUAUUUUAAUUCUCAUAUUCACACAUUAUGUUAUUGUUUUAACACUGUAUUAUUGUAUGAACUAACUAGAAAUACAGUGUAGCAUAGAUCUAAAUCGUAUAUGCACAUGCAUGCUACACAUGUUUACCAUCAUUAUAGAAGCAUUUCUACGAGAAUACAACUUAUUUGUUGUUUGUGUUCUGACUUCCAUUUACCCAUCGGUUUACUGUAUUCUCAUUUGACCAAAGGGGCACCUAAGAGGCAAUCAUUCCCAGAAUACAGUACUGUUGCUGUCUGGUAAUUACUGGUUUGGAAGUGACGGGGUUAAACGGACAGGAACAGUGGCGCACUAUAGAUCUGGUAUCUGUGUUUCCACAGCAACACCUAUUAAAUUACAUGCAUGCUUGCUGGCAUUGGACUUUAAACGGGUGGAGAGACAGGAAACUAUUUUCUUCCUGGACUGAAACAGACACAUUUGAAAAUGGCUAAAUUCUUCACACCGGUUCAAAUCAACGAGUUCAAAGAGUGUUUCUCCUUGUAUGACAAGAAGCAAAAGGGCAAGAUUGACGCCAAGGACCUGGUCACAGUUAUGCGCUGCCUGGGUACAAGCCCAACACUUGGGGAAAUUGAGAGACAUCUUCAAGUACACAAAAUUGAGCGCUCAGGCAACUUGGACUUCUCCACGUUCCUCACCAUGAUGCACCGUCAGAUACAGCAAGAAGAUCCAAAGACAGAAAUCCUGGAGGCGCUGAGGAUGACAGACAAGCAGAAGAAAGGAUUCAUGCAAGCCUCAGAGCUGCGGGCCAAGCUCACCAUGUUGGGAGAGAAACUUACCAACAGGGAAGUGGAUGAUCUGUUCAAAGAAGCCAACAUCAAGUCCAAUGGAAUUGUUAACUACGAGGAGUUCACCCAAAUGGUGAUUCUGCCGCCUGUUGAUUACUGAAUGUGCUCCAUGGCAGGGUGUAGCCCGCCUACCGCCCGAAUGCAGCUGAGGUAGGCUCCAGCACCCCCCGCCACCCCAAAAGGGACAAGUGGUAGAAAGUGGAUGUAUGUAUGUAUGUAUGUAUUCAUUUUAUUGCUGUGAUUAUGUUAUGUUUGAUUUUAUUGUUAUUUAAUUGUUGGCAUUUCACAAAUUGCCCAGGGACUACAGUUGUUCAAUGGCUCACACUGACACAUUAACAGAAAUGUGUAUUAUUAUGGGCUGUCCCGGUUCUAAAUCAAUUGAAAUGAUGUAUUAUUUUUUUAAUUCAAUAGAGAUGAUUAAUAAAAAAAAAAAGAUAAAAAAAAAAAAGGAGAUAUUUGUUUUUUAGUCUUUGUUAGGUGAAAAGUGGAAAAUGGAAAAAUAAAUGAACGAAUGAUACAUGGAUUGUUUGGUCUAAUGUUUUUUUUUUAUUUUUUUAAUCUUUGUAUUUUUUAAGCAUUGUUCAGUUUUCAAUUUAAAAUAUUACAAAUUAGUAAUUAAUUAAUCAUUUUGUAAAAAAAUAAAAUAAAAAAUGCAAUCAGUUCUCCCAGUAUUUUGCUGAUUUAUUUUUGUGAUUCUA
Nerophis lumbriciformis (worm pipefish) is the source of this 1664-nucleotide messenger RNA. It is a transcript of the gene calml4a, whose product is annotated as calmodulin-like 4a. The record is from RefSeq and is a predicted model, not a curated record. NCBI's taxonomy places the organism in Eukaryota, Metazoa, Chordata, Actinopteri, Syngnathiformes, Syngnathidae. Gene Ontology annotation, cellular component: myosin II complex. Gene Ontology annotation, molecular function: calcium ion binding.